CUUGCUGUAAACUAGUAGGCUACUUAAUGUAAAUCCUCUCACAACAAGGUGUGUAGGUGUAUUGUCUGGAUUGGGUUGGUACUAUAUGGCAUAGCUUUCCUAGCUAGUAGUUAGCGUAACAAAACCCGGACCUUCCGUCAAAGAACCCAAAGCAAGCAUCUCCAGAUCACACACGAGUGUCGAUCGCUGUCACAGUCAGUUUGAUGUUCGUUUGCUUUUUAUUAUUCGACGCCAUCUACGAUGGCGGACUGGUACAAAGCCUCGCUCGGCGAUAUUCCCGUGGACGAAGUACACAAAGCCAAAAAGGAUGAAAUUAGGUUUUGUUCCCGUCGAUCUCCCGUGCUUUGUCGACACGCCUGUGUGACAACCAGUCAACCUCUGGCUACUAGUAUCGGUGUUGAUUUCUUGAGACGACACGCCAACGCUGCCGAUACGGCUGUCGCCGUCGCGGCUGCUUUGGCUGUAACCGAGCCUUGUUCGACUGGAUUGGGAGGCGAUAUGUUUUGUCUUUAUUUCGAUGCGGCGACGAAAGAAGUGAUGUGCGUCAACGGCAGCGGAGCAAGUCCAGCCGAUCUUUCUUUGGAUCUUCUGAAAAAAACGUAUCCAGAUGGACUUGGUGGAGUCAACGAAGCUAUGUUUCGGGACUCUCCGCAUGCCGUAACGGUUCCUGGAGCAGCACGGGGCUGGGAGGACUUGUUGAGCAAACAUGGUUCGGGAAAAUUCACGCUAGCGCAGCUGUUGGAACCAUCCGCGGUUUUGGCGGAGGAAGGUUUUCCGGUAGGGCCCGUAACGUCUUAUCACUGGAAAGCGGGCAUACCACAGAUUCGGAAAUGGCUGCUAGAAAAUGAAUCUGUGCCGCUCACUAUCAAUGGUCGCGAUGGUCCGGAACCGGGCGAUUUGAUCUAUAAUCCCGACUUGGCUCGAGUCUUGCGCAAUCUUGGCAAGCAAGGUUCCAGCCUAGGAUUUUACCGAGGAAAUCCGGGACAAGCAAUUGUUGAUAUCAUCCAGAAACAUGGAGGAACCAUGACCUUACAAGAUUUGGCGAUGCACAAGUCUGACUUCCCGGAAGCCCUGUCGGUGGAAUAUCGUGGAUGUAAGCUUUGGCAACACCCUCCCAAUGGACAAGGGGUCGCUGGUCAAAUUGCACUGGCCGGUGUCGAUUGCCUAGAGCAAACCGGGAAGUGUCCCACGAUAACUCCCGAGACGAUAGGUAACGCAGAUUCCUAUCACGUCAUGAUGGAAAUGAUGCGAUUGGGCUUUGCAGAUGCUCGGGCAUACGUUGCCGACCCUGCAAGUAUGAAGGUGGACAACAAGUUUCUGCUCAAUACGGAUCGAAUCGGUUCGCGUGCCGAACAGUUGUUUAACCCGGAAAAAGCGGCAAUUGCGGGACUUCCGGAUGCGUCGAAUUGUACCGUGAGUUUUCAAGUAGUUGAUGAAGCAGGAAACGCCAUAUCAUUCGUGAACAGUAACUUUAUGGGCUUUGGGACCGGGCUUGUACCCGAAGGCUGCGGCUUUACACUACAAAAUCGAGGAUUUGGUUUCAACCUCCAAGAAGGACACCCGAAUCAAGUUGGAGCUUCCAAGCGCCCUUACCAUACGAUCAUUCCCGGUGUUUUGACACAUUCAGACACUAGUGAGCUGUACGCGACCAUUUCCAACAUGGGUGGCAAUAUGCAACCGCAAGGACACAUGCAGCUAACGAUUGAUAUGCUUGCCGGAGGCAUGGAUCCGCAACAGGCGAUUGACAUGCCACGAUUCUGCAUAGCGGAUGGCACCCAAGCUGGUGUUGUCUUUAUGGAGGAGGGUGUGAAGGAAGAAGUCUUAUACGAAUUGAAACGGCGUGGGCAUAUAAUUCAGUCCAACCAAAGUGGGCACGAAAGAAGCACUUUCGGGCGGGCGCAAAUCAUCAAACGUGACCGCGCUACGGGAGUUCUAUGGGCCGGUUCCGAUGGUCGAGCAGAUGGGUGUGCUAUGGGGUUUUGA
Messenger RNA from Phaeodactylum tricornutum CCAP 1055/1, 1983 nucleotides. RefSeq lists its product with no specific name. The transcript has a single exon. The record is from RefSeq and is a predicted model, not a curated record. Bases 241 to 1983 code for a protein of 580 amino acids. NCBI's taxonomy places the organism in Eukaryota, Bacillariophyta, Bacillariophyceae, Surirellales, Neidiaceae.